Messenger RNA from Cyclopterus lumpus (lumpfish), 3054 nucleotides. It is a transcript of the gene uroc1, whose product is annotated as urocanate hydratase 1. The record is from RefSeq and is a predicted model, not a curated record. Gene Ontology annotation, biological process: L-histidine catabolic process. Lineage: Eukaryota; Metazoa; Chordata; Actinopteri; Perciformes; Cyclopteridae. Gene Ontology annotation, molecular function: urocanate hydratase activity.
UAGAAAAGAAGAAGAAAACUGGCUAUAAAACAAGCUAGCUGAUGGCUUAAACUUUUGCCAUCUUCAUGUGUUGUGUGUCAGAAAAUAGUUAUCAUUGAAGCUGUCGCUGCUGUACUUUUGAAAAAAGAGGAAUUAUUUCCGUCGCAGCGUGAAGAAAAUGAGCUCGGUCCGAAACGAAGGUAAAGACCGAAUUAUCUUUGUCACCAAAGAGGACCAUGCAACACCCAGCAGUGCAGAGCUCAUAGAGGAAGAUCCUAAUGACCCAUAUGAGGAAAGAGGUCUGAUUUUUCCCAGUGGGGAGAUAAACUGGAACUGCCCCUGUCUGGGUGGGAUGGCCAGUGGACCCUGUGGGACGGAAUUUAAGGAUGCCUUCUCCUGUUUCCACUACAGUAAGGAGGAGGUGAAGGGCUCUGAAUGCUUGGAGCAGUUCAGGGCUAUGCAGGAGUGUAUGCAGCGCUACCCAGAGCUCUAUCCACAAGAAGAUGAGAAGGUGCAAGAAUAUGAACGAUCAUCAGAAACGAAGCAGACCUCACAAGACUCUGCAUCUGCAGAAACGUCAGCAGGAACUCUGUGUUCAGGUUUUUGCUCAAGCCUGAGACGGAAAAUCUCCGACAGGAUGUGUUCUUUAAAGGAGAUAUGCAGUGGUUUACCGCUGGACCCCUUGCCUCUGAAUCCCGGAAGAGACCCCAAUGUGCCACAUGCACCGAUGCGGACCCCAAACCUUACAGCAGAGGAAGAGCGGGUGAGUCAAUAUAAUGCACUGCGUUAUUUCCCUCCAUCCCACCACGCAACACUUGCACCCGAAUUUGCUCAAGAGCUGCGGCAGUACGGACACAUCUACAUGUACCGCUUCUGCCCCGCGUUACACUUGAGGUGUUACCCCAUAGAUCAGUACCCAUGCCGCACACGUCAAGCUGCCUCCAUAAUGCUCAUGAUCAUGAACAACCUGGACCCAGCAGUUGCUCAGUUCCCCCAGGAGCUCGUCACCUACGGAGGGAAUGGACAAGUGUUUAGUAACUGGGCCCAGUUUUGCCUGGUGAUGCAUUACCUGAGCGAGAUGACAGAGGAACAAACUCUGGUCAUGUACAGCGGUCAUCCCGUGGGCCUGUUCCCCAGCCUACCUUCAUCACCUCGUGCCAUCAUCACCAACGGCAUGGUUAUUCCAAAUUACUCAUCUAGAAAUCAGUAUGAAAAGAUGUUUGCUCUUGGUGUAUCAAUGUACGGUCAAAUGACAGCAGGCAGCUACUGCUACAUUGGACCUCAAGGGAUUGUUCAUGGAACUCUGCUGACUCUGCUGAAUGCCGGCCGGAGGUACUUGGGCUCUGAUGACUUGAGGGGGCGUGUCUUUGUAACCUCCGGCCUGGGGGGCAUGAGUGGAGCUCAGGCUAAAGCUGCCGUCAUUGCCGGUUGUAUUGGCGUGAUUGCAGAGGUGGAUGAGGCUCCUCUCAGAAAGAGAUUUGAACAGGGCUGGCUGAUGGAGGUCACCAGUAGCUUGGAACACUGCAUUAAACGCAUCAGAGAGACCAAGAGCUCUAAGACCCCGCUCAGUGUCGGUUACCAUGGCAACAUCGUAGACUUGUGGGAGAGGCUGCUUCUGGAGUAUGAGAGGACAGGGGACCCUGUAGAUCUGGGUUCAGACCAGACCUCCCUUCACAACCCAUAUAACGGAGGCUACUACCCAGUCCAGCUCAGCUUCUGCCAGGCAAAUCAGCUUAUGUCGACUGACUCUAACCGUUUUCCUAACCAUGGUCAAGAAAGCCUCCGCAGACACAUUAAGGCCAUCAAUAAGCUGUCUGAUGCUGGUAUGUUCUUCUGGGACUAUGGCAAUGCAUUCCUCCUGGAGGCCCAAGAGAGCUGAGGCUUUUGUUUCUUGUUUUUUAUAGGUGCAGAGGUAGAAAAGGCUGGUGGAGGGGCAACAGAAUUCCGUUACCCUUCUUAUGUCCAGCACAUCAUGGGGGACAUUUUCUCUCUGGGGUUUGGCCCAUUUCGCUGGGUGUGCACAUCUGGCGACCCCAAAGAUCUUGCUACAACGGAUGAUAUCGCUGCUACUAUCCUGGAGGAAAUUGGUGCCAACGUGACUGAUCACAUCAGACAGCAGUACAAUGAUAACAUCCGCUGGAUCAGAGAGGCUGGAAAACACAAAAUGGUUGUGGGAUCUCAAGCCAGAAUCCUCUACUCUGACCAGAAAGGAAGAGUCUGCAUUGCUUUGGCUAUCAACCAGGCUAUUGCUGAUGGUCGAGUUUCAGCUCCUGUGGUUAUUAGCAGAGACCAUCAUGAUGUUAGUGGCACAGACAGCCCCUUCAGAGAAACCUCCAAUGUGUAUGACGGAUCUGCCUUCUGUGCAGACAUGGCGGUCCAGAACUUUGUUGGUGAUGCAUUCAGGGGCGCCACAUGGGUAGCCCUGCACAACGGUGGUGGUGUUGGCUGGGGCGAGGUAAUAAAUGGAGGGUUCGGGUUGCUAUUGGACGGCUCGGUGGAGGCAUCAAAGCGCGCCAGACUGGUGCUCAACUGGGACGUCUCCAAUGGGGUGGCUCGUCGCUGCUGGUCUGGAAACUCAAAGGCUUAUGAGACCAUCCAGCACACCAUGGAGGAGAAUGGGCAGUUGCGUGUCACCAUGCCCUUUCCUGUGCAGGAUGAGUGCGUGCUGGACCGUGCCCUGCAGGGCUAGCCAACAUUUUAGCGCAGGUUAGCAACAGCCAGCUACAUACAGUCAGCGACAUACAGCCACACACAAUAACACAGCAAGGAAACCUGAAGCUGUCAUCCCUUCAGUUGGGGCUUAUCCAGCUGUGGAAAUGAUACACUGCAGACGGUCAGUACUAGUUAAGGAAUCACUAGCAAUGUUGUUACAUAAAUUGUUUUCCAUGAAUACACAAAAUGCAAAGUAGACUACAACAUUGUGCUAGGCUGUAUAUUCUUUAUUUGUUGUGCUAAAAAUUAAACUACAAGUAUGUAUAAAUGAUAAAGCCUUUGUGAGUCAUUUGUAUGUCAGUAAUCUAAAUUAUUUUGUCCAAAAAUGUCAAUGACAGGUUAGUGGCAAAGGAAUCAUUUUAU